Molecule: messenger RNA, 1330 nt
Organism: Hemiscyllium ocellatum (epaulette shark)
Lineage: Eukaryota; Metazoa; Chordata; Chondrichthyes; Orectolobiformes; Hemiscylliidae
Product: large ribosomal subunit protein uL3-like
Exons: 10
Coding region: 40-1263 (407 amino acids)
Biological process (GO): ribosomal large subunit assembly; translation
Cellular component (GO): cytosolic large ribosomal subunit; ribosome
Molecular function (GO): structural constituent of ribosome; RNA binding
Source: RefSeq, a predicted model, not a curated record
UGUCUCUUUCAGCUGCUCACUUCGUGCUCAGUACAUACCAUGUCGCACCGCAAGUUCUCGGCGCCCCGACACGGACACCUGGGCUUUCUUCCACGCAAGAGAAGUUCCAGACACCGAGGGAAAGUGAAAUCCUGGCCUAAGGAUGAUCCCAGUAAGCCCGUGCAUUUGACAGCUUUCCCGGGCUACAAAGCCGGCAUGACUCAUAUCCUGCGGGAAGUGCACAGGCCUGGUCAGAAGAUCUCAAAGAGAGAAGUAGUGGAGGCCGUUACUAUUAUCGACACUCCACCAGUGAUCGUUGUGGGGAUUGUGGGAUAUGUGGAUACUCCGAGGGGGCUGCGAGCAUUUAAAACAAUCUUUGCUGAACACAUUAGCGAUGAAUGCAAACGACGUUUCUACAAGAACUGGUGUAAGAGUAAGAAGAAAGCCUUCACUAAAUACAGCAAGAAAUGGCAGGAUGAAGCCGGCAAAAAGCAGCUGGAGAAAGAUUUUGAAGCCAUGAAGAAAUAUUGCAAGAUCAUCCGAAUCAUUGUUCACACUCAGAUGAGACUGCUACCUCUGCGUCAGAAAAAAGCCCACAUCAUGGAAAUCCAACUGAAUGGAGGGACCAUUGCAGAGAAAGUGGACUGGGCACACGAGAAACUAGAGAAACCAGUCUUAGUGAGCACUGUCUUCCAUCAGAACGAAAUGAUCGAUGUGAUUGGUGUCAGCAAAGGAAAAGGAUUCAAAGGUGUCACAUCCCGCUGGCACACCAAGAAACUUCCCCGGAAGACCCAUAAAGGUCUGAGGAAGGUUGCUUGCAUUGGAGCCUGGCAUCCGGCUCGCGUUGGGUUCACAAUUGCCCGGACGGGACAGAAAGGUUAUUUCCACCGCACGGAGGUCAAUAAGAAGAUAUAUCGUAUUGGAAAAGGUAUCCAUAUCGAAGAUGGCAAAUUAGUGAAAAAUAAUGCUUCUACUCAUUAUGAUCUGACUGAUAAGAGCAUCACCCCUAUGGGUGGAUUUCCGCAUUAUGGUGAAGUAAACAAUGACUAUGUUAUGGUGAAAGGCUGUGUUGUUGGAACGAAGAAGCGUAUUCUUGCGCUCAGAAAGUCUCUCCUGGUUCACACCAAGAGGACCGCUGUUGAAUCGGUUGAGCUCAAGUUCAUUGACACAACUUCCAAAUUUGGCUACGGACACUUCCAGACACCAGAGGAGAAGAGAGCCUUCAUGGGGCCAUUGAAGAAAGAUCGGGUACAAGUGGGGGCCAGUGUCUCAGCUGAUUCUUAACAGCUGAAGGACGGGAUUGUCACUGAAUCCCUUAUCUGGCUGAGAAUAAAGAAUUGUUUGAUGCUCA